This is a messenger RNA of Amoebophrya sp. A25, 1981 nucleotides long. NCBI's taxonomy places the organism in Eukaryota, Dinophyceae, Syndiniales, Amoebophryaceae. The record is from the annotation of a GenBank genome assembly.
AUUGUAUUGUAUGCGCCAAAACCACCAGACGACAACUGUUGCCUUGUCCAUCUUCAGUUCGAAAAACAUUCUCCGAUGAAGUCGAUGCUCAGAAGUGUCGCAGGAUGAUCCACAAGUGGUCUACAAAAAAGCCAGGUAUCAUCAAAAUCAUUUACUUCGCACAACAUUUGCAGCCCUGUUUUUACUCACGAGAUUGACCAUGAGGCACUUUUCACUUCUCAACAACGCCACUGUAUCUUUAUCAUAUGAUUAGACCACACACACCAUCUCCCAUGUAUUUGCAUGUAAAAUAUCAGCAAUCAGCACAAUGCCUUUGAGCGGCGCCAGCUUCCGGGUCGCGAAUCGUCCGAAAGCGUCCCGUGUCCUUGCGGGGCUGUUGCCAUUGCUACUUGCUGGCAGCACAACAAGCAGUCUCCUAGUGGAAGGUGCUUUUCGCAAGAGCUCAAGAAAUAGAACGUCGAUUGAAAACAAGGUUAGAAAGCUAUUUUCAUCUACUUCUGACGAAGAAGGAGAAAUGGCUGGGACGACAUUUUUGUGGUCGCCAGAUGCAGAAUAUACUGUCGAGCGCAGCAUAAGCUACGCGAGUACUGACGAUACCGGACUUUCUUCGCCCUAUAGUAUCGCCGCAUCGUCAUCAACGUAUCUGCCGUCACCUACUGGGACGACUGCGACUGCUCUGACGUCUAGUAGAGACCUAGUACACGAAGCGGAGUCAUGUCUAAGCGGUCUCAGUAACUUGUCAUUACCAGAACAACACGAACGGGAGCAACGACUGGUGGAAGUAGUUCAUCUCCAGGCACGACAAGGGUGCUUCCGCGUUUGAUAAUUAGGGCAAAGGUAGGCUCUCUUCAUCAGCACGAGCCCUGCAGUUGGAGUGUUCACUGCGAAGAACCUCUCUAUCUACUUCCUUGUCGUAAAACUGAUUUCAUCGCGGUGUUCUUCAUCUACACCUGGUGUCAAAUUUUCUCAACAGACACCAGGCGAAUUGGAAGUCAGCACCAUGAUUCUGCUAUCGCAGAUCAUUUUGAUAGAGCUCUUGCAGUCGCUUUUCGCCUCCGUGUUUCCUGUGCAGUGCCACACCCGUAGACAAAUUGUUUACUGGGUAUAUCAUCAUCAUCUCUUGGAUGGGGCGUGAUGCUAUACUCGAGUGUGGAUGGCCGACUGUGACCCGUAAAAGGAGGAAGGGGGAGGAGAAACAGCUCAUCGAAAUAAGUAUGAAAGUUUGUCACUUCUAAAACCUUUGAAGGGCUUGGGCUUGCAAGCAUAUACUAUAAGUAACUGUCCUCAGUUACAUCGAAGAAUGCUAGCUUUUACCUACCUUACCUAGUAAGAACUUUAUCAUCUCCAGUUUGGUCCCAGUAUUACUGCAGUUACAAGCCGGGCUAUCGCUAUUUUGUUUUCCAUUUUUGUUCUGGCGAAUCUUUACGCUGCGAGUGUUAAAGUUGACAUGAUUGAUGUUAAUGUUAGAGGCAAUAUUGUUCUGCCGUUACUCCAUAGUUGUACAUCAAUGUGCAUCUCGCAGCGUCCUGCUGUAAUCUGAAGAACUUUUCAACUUUUAUUUUACUGAUGGAUCCUAAGUAAUCCUUGUGGUUUAUUGUACAAGCCGGCACUACCAUUAUGUACGCCAAGAAUGUUUAGUAAGUAAUUCGUUACAGGAUGAAAGUCUAAGUUUCAGUACUUUCUCUUGGCAGCUAGUACCUAUUUCAAUUUCUGAGGAAUUCCAACCACUGUCACCUGAAGAUGCAUUCUGACCUUUCUUGGGCUCCUCCCGUGACUGGAGCAGUACAAUCAUGAAUCAUUGUAGCACUGCGAUUCGUGUAACAUUUGAAUUGUUGGCCACGGCCCUUAGUGUGCGGCUGUGUGUCAGUUUCUCUCUAUUAAUUCUUGCGAUCUAUAGCCACAAGAUCUACCCAAGAACGGAAGUGAAAGUGUGUCUCUUCUACCUUUUGUGUUGCCAAAUUCUCUUGGAAUGGAUUAAGCC